CGUAGCCGCCAUUUCUGUUUCAUCAAGUUGUUCUUCAACCGCACCUGGCUCGACUUUUCUUUUCUUCAAGUGAUAAUAUAGUUUUAAAAUGGUUGACAAAAUUGAUUUAAGUUUAGAUGAUAUAAUCAAUCAGAACAAAUCUCUCAAAAACUGGAGAGGCGGACGAGGAAGGCGAGGAGUCGGUGGAAAUCGUCGAGGCAGAGGCAGCCCCAGAGGUAGGGUGAACAAGCGAUCAAUUGAUAGACCAGUCGGAUCCGGUGGUCGCGGCCUCUUGAAAAGCAGAAGAGGCAGUGCCAGGGGUCUUGGCAGAAGCCCCUACUCGAGGGGAGACGUAAAUAAUCAAUGGAAACACGACUUGUAUGAUGGUGGCAGAAUGGGCAACCGCAACAGAAUAUCUGCUUCAGCCAUCUCUAAUGCAAUGCAGCCUGGCAAAUUGUUGAUUUCAAAUUUAGAUUUUGCUGUCUCGAACGCUGAUAUUGAGGAACUAUUUGCUGAAUAUGGAAAUCUAAAGUCUGCAAAAGUGCAUUAUGAUAAAUCAGGGCGUUCACUUGGAACUGCCGAUAUAGUAUUCGAAAGGAAGGCAGAUGCUGUCAAAGCCAUGAAACAGUACAAUGGAGUUCCUUUGGAUGGUCGCCCAAUGUCCAUUCAGUUAGCAACAUCCGAUCUUUCCUUAGUAUCACCUGUCAGGAGGCCGACUGUCAGCUCAAGGCCAGCAAGCCGAGGCGGUAACAUACAAAGAGGCAGGCCUAAUGUAAGGCGUGGCUCAGCAGGUUUCCGACGUGGAGGAGGGGGAGGUGGUCGAGGUGGUAACAGGAAGAAAGACCCGCCUGCUACUGCUGAGCAACUGGAUGCCGAGUUAGAUGCUUAUGUCAAUAAAAUGGAGGAAUAAAAUGAAUUCAUGAUAGGCACCAAGGCAGGUGUUCAGCAUUUGAUCUGAAAGAUAAAAGUGUGUGCAUUUCAGCUGGACUAGCUCAUUUUUUUCGAUCCUAAGUGGGCUGUGUAAACUUUUUGGAAGAUUAAAUUUUAAGGUUUUGUUUUGUUUCUCUCACCAGAUAUUUUGUACUUUGUGCUUCUCUUAACCCUUUAUUGGGAACCACGUUUCUUAUAAAACAAGGUUUUAUAGUACUUAGAGUGAGCUACUCACGAAGCUUAAGUUUUGUACAUUUGAAGUAAUAUUUUCAUGACUGAAUAUUUUUGUAAUCAGUCUUGUUAUCUUCUAAUUGUGUUUCAUUAGACUAACGUGCAAAUUUUUUUGUUCCUUUUCCAUCGCAUUAGUCUGGCCAUUAACAUUGCUAAAUUCUUCUUUUUGUGGAAGAGCUUUUUUUUUUUUUAAUGUAUAAAUUUCCAGUCGAUUCUGUUUUUCCAAUCAAAGAAUACGCAGAGGAAUUAUAACUGCGCAGUAUAGAUAAUUAGUGAAGACUUUCGAAACAAAGAUGCGUUGUUAUUCAAAUUUUGAAGUAAAUUGGUCUCCCUCCGCUAACUCGACUGAUUUCUUUUUCACUUUAUUAUUGACACCGAACAGACAACAUUGAAGAAACAGAAGAGCCAAAUAAAGAAAGUAUUUUUUAUCAUUUUUUCUCAAGUUAUAUUGAUGUUGAGAAAAUAAUUUUCUCCCAUAAAACCAAAUUCACCGAACAAACAGUAAGGGGACUGGUCUAAGCAUACAUUGAAAAAUUACCCUACUAAAGAAGUAACUGUCGAAGCAGAAGUAACUAUUCCACAUUGUCUCCAACAACAUGCAAACAGAGGUUUACGGAUACAUGAAAUUAAUGCUGUAGAAAUUUCUCUAAGUAUGAAAAAUCCAACUGGUCGAGUGUUAAUAUGUAUCUGUUUUUCCAUCUUCAAUAUGACUUGACAAGAAAAACACCAAGGCAAAGAUACUUCUUUUUACUUGUCUUCUUGCAUAUCAGCCUCAUCUAUUUUCCUCUCCUGCAAUCAAAAACAAGUUGCCACUUUUUACCACACUUUUAAUGAAGACUGCUUGUAAGCCUCCUCAGGGCAGCCACCAAAUGAGCGUAGCGAGCUCAAUUCUCAUUUUAUACGUGAAGCUGAGUCAUCAAUAAUAUUGUAAAAAUGUUUUUUGUAAAUACUAUUUAAAACUCUAAACUGUUUCCAUUUUUAUGCAAAGUUGACUCAAAGGCUCAGAUUUUCUAUUUUAUUGAGUGUCGUUAGAUUCUGAGGCAAUCAACAGUUUCUAAUGUAGCUGUUUUUUUCUCAGUGGAAUCAAAGUUUUUCACUCCCAACACUUCUUUGUAAUUAUAUAUGUGAAUUAAAAGUUCUUUUAAAUACAAACAUCUGUCAGUACGUA
Molecule: messenger RNA, 2308 nt
Organism: Bemisia tabaci
Lineage: Eukaryota; Metazoa; Arthropoda; Insecta; Hemiptera; Aleyrodidae
Gene: Ref1
Product: RNA and export factor binding protein 1
Biological process (GO): mRNA export from nucleus
Cellular component (GO): nucleus
Molecular function (GO): mRNA binding
Source: RefSeq, a predicted model, not a curated record